AUGUCAGGAUUAAGAACUGUGAGUGCCUCUUCAGGCAAUGGUAAGAGUUACGAUUCUAUUAUGAAGAUUUUGUUGAUUGGUGAUUCAGGUGUGGGUAAAUCUUGUCUCUUGGUCCGUUUCGUGGAUGACAAGUUCAACCCAUCAUUUAUUACUACCAUUGGUAUUGAUUUUAAGAUUAAAACCGUUGACAUUAACGGUAAAAAGAUUAAACUUCAACUUUGGGAUACGGCAGGUCAAGAAAGAUUCCGCACAAUUACAACUGCCUACUAUAGAGGUGCUAUGGGUAUCAUCCUUGUCUAUGAUGUCACUGAUGAGAGAACCUUCUCUAACAUCAGGCAGUGGUUUAAAACCGUCAAUGAACAUGCAAAUGAUGAUGCACAACUUUUACUGGUAGGUAACAAAAGUGAUAUGGAUACUAGAACUGUUACCUAUGAACAAGGUGAAGCUCUUGCAAAGGAAUUAGGUAUACCUUUCAUCGAAUCAAGUGCGAAGAAUGAUGAUAACGUUAAUGAAAUUUUCUUCACUCUAGCUAAAUUGAUUCAAGAGAAGAUCGAUAACGACAAGUUGGCUGGCGGUUCAGGUGCAGGUAAAGAGGGCAACAUUAACAUCAACUCUGGUAACAACGCUAGUUCAAAGAAUGCCUGCUGUAAUUAG
Molecule: messenger RNA, 654 nt
Organism: Zygosaccharomyces rouxii
Lineage: Eukaryota; Fungi; Ascomycota; Saccharomycetes; Saccharomycetales; Saccharomycetaceae
Gene: SEC4
Product: Rab family GTPase SEC4
Exons: 1
Coding region: 1-654 (217 amino acids)
Biological process (GO): protein secretion; protein localization to plasma membrane; regulation of exocytosis
Cellular component (GO): endosome; plasma membrane
Molecular function (GO): GTP binding; GTPase activity
Source: RefSeq, a predicted model, not a curated record